CUUAGACAAAGGAACAAUGACUAACGUGAAGUUGAAGCUGAUGUUCUUCCUACUGAACUCACUCCUGGCCGCAGACAUAGUGCAGGCGCGGCCCUACCCUGAUGGAAACAACACAGACAUCAUCAUAAAAUUCUCCAACAACAAUAACACCUUUAACAUCCCUGUAGAUCCAGAUUCAGACACAUUAGUAGUAGCAACAGAUGAUGAGAACGCAGAAGCUGAGCACGCAGCUAAUAAGGAAGCAGCUGAUAACAUGGAAACCCUUGUCAACGGGGAGCAAGAUAGAGAUGAAACCAUGUCAGAAAUGAAAUACAAAGCAGCCGUAGAAAAAGAUUCCGCAGCAGUAGAGAAGCGUCGAAACAUAUCAAACCCGAGUCUGCACGAGAUGAUAAAUUCCGAGACUAAUCGCGAAGAUUCAAUUACCGAUCUGAUGUUCAGGCCAGAGUCGGAGUUUGUUGAGGAUCUGCCUCGUUUCGAGUUCUUAAUCGCUGCGAAGAUUAACGAGAGUGACGUGAACCGGACCGCUCAUGUGAAGGAUGAGAGGAACAGCAGUGAUGUGUUGAGGAAGGUGGACUAUGUCGAGCUGGUGGAGGUGGGCAGGCCGAUGGGAGGGGAGAACAAGAGCGCGUAUUUGGCCAACAUCACUGGACACGAGGUGGACAACGACCUGGCUCCUGAUACAAUCUUGUCCGUGUUCUCAGGGUUCACGGACGUGCAGACUCUGUUCCUGGCCUGCUUCGGGACGCUGCUGCCGCUGCUGGCCGUGCUCUUCGCCACGCUUCUCAUCAGGCUGUUAAAUAUAUACGAAUACUUGGCAAAGCUAUUGUUUAGAUACUGGAUAUUAUUCUUGUCUGUGUUCUCAGGGUUCACGGACGUGCAGACUCUGUUCCUGGCCUGCUUCGGGACGCUGCUGCCGCUGCUGGCCGUGCUCUUCGCCACGCUUCUCAUAAGGUGCCUAUGUCGCCGGUACUGCCCCUCGUUCUGCAAGAAGCCGCCUAGCUCCUCGGUCUCCGACAGCAGCGAGAAGCAGGAUGCCAACCAGCGUCGAAAGCAAUCGAUACAACGAUCAUGGGGCCCAGGGGACGAAAGCUCGCAACUCUUUAUAGACAGCUUUACGGCGCUGUCUGCGAAAGCUGACUAUCCAUAUAAAGUUCUAAGCAAGUAUAGCAGCUAG
This is a messenger RNA of Ostrinia furnacalis (Asian corn borer), 1174 nucleotides long. RefSeq lists its product as uncharacterized. The transcript has 6 exons. The coding region runs from base 17 to 1174 and encodes 385 amino acids. Lineage: Eukaryota; Metazoa; Arthropoda; Insecta; Lepidoptera; Crambidae. The record is from RefSeq and is a predicted model, not a curated record.